UUGUAAGAAAUAUAAGUUUUCGUUUAACAAGUUUAUUUUAAAUGAAAUAAACCAAUAUAUUCAAAAAUUGCCUAAUAUUAGUGCCAAAAGAAGAACCAUCCCUAUCUUCACUCAAUACUCAGAUCGGCCCUGUCAAAACCAUCUGUCACUGGCUAUGAAGUCAAAUGCGGGCAUAUUGCAAACUUGUUCUCAUUUAUAAACAAUCGCAAUGAUUUUGCGCAAUACGCGUGCAAACCUACUGUGAAAUAAAAUCAUCGCAGAAGGUGCGGACUACUACCCGCGAAUGGUCUCCGUAAAAGGCAACAAUAAUCACAAUGUACUGAAUGGGAAAUCUGUGCGGCUUCCAAUUAUAACAAAAAAUUGCCAAUCAGUUGAUAUCCCCAUGGCCUACGAUAUAAAGUGGAUUAUACCAGCACUUCGCAAACCAUCCAACCUGUGGAGGCUGGCCAGUACUCUCACGGUGGUGGCUGUGGGACUCUUUAGCAAACUAUUGAUCAGUGAGUAUAUAGAAUGGUUAAACAAGCCUAAGAUUCACAACAGGCAGGUGAUAGCUAGUUUGUUAGAUAAACGUCCGAAAUCGUUGCCUUUAGUGACCAUAUCAAAUCACCAUUCCUGUUUCGAUGAUCCUGGACUUUGGGGAACAUUAAAAUUUAAACACCUGAUUAGUCACUCGACGAUGCGUUGGUCUCUGGCCGCUCACGAUAUCUGUUUCACUUGCCCGCAACACUCGUAUUUCUUCAGCUUGGGCAAGUGCGUGCCUGUGGUCAGAGGCGCGGGUGUCUACCAGGACGCCGUAGAUUUUAUGAUAGAGCGCCUAGGCAAGGGCGACUGGGUCCAUAUAUUCCCCGAAGGUAAGGUAAACAUGACAAAGGAAAAUAUACGGUUCAAGUGGGGCGUGGGUCGCAUGAUCUUCGAAGCGCCGGUCACGCCUCUCGUCGUGCCCAUAUGGCACAUCGGGAUGGACGACGUGCUCCCCAACGAGCCCCCCUAUGUGCUGAGGUUGGGCAAACGCCUGACCUUCAACUAUGGCGAUCCUAUUGACCUCUCGGACAUGGUGCGGGGGCUGAAGGAGGCGAAAGCGUCGGAUGAGCACGCGCGCAAGCGCAUCACCGACUACCUGCAGGACAAGAUGCUGGCGCUCAAGGCGCAGACCGAAGUGUUGCACGCCGAAACGUUAUGAUGAUGGCGUCUCCGGCGGUAGGGUUUGGGCAAUUCUGGGUUCGGUGGGCUUUCUGGAUGGUAGUUUGAGAUUUGUACGCCUUUUACCGGGUUUUCCCAACUUUUAAUGAUUAUUGAGAAACUCGGCAACGUCGUGAUCUGCCGAGCGCGUUCUCCAAGGGACUCGGUUUUUAUUGUUUUAUUUUAUUAUUGUUUAUUGACUCCGUUUUAACAUUUUAAAUUUGUACUAUGCUGGGUUUCGAAUUCAACCCUCAACAUUGGAAAACGUCGGAAACGAACCCCCAAAAAGUUGAAGUUGCUUCCGAAAAUAUAGCGAAAAAACUAAAAUGCCUGGUUUUUGAUUUAAUUUUUUACCAGUUCAUUUCAUUGGAGCUGCCUGGGCCUCACCUUUUCAUUUAUUUUAUUGCAGUUUUGAAUAGUAUCGCAACUUUACCCUAAUUUAAGUGAUCUGUUUCUGUAUGCUUGAGUAUAUCUUCCAGUUUCCGAGAUUUUAAUGUUAAGAUUCGAAUUAGGCACACCCGAUUUAAAUUAACAAAUAUUUUUAGAAGUUCAAUCCACGUUUUUAAUAAUAGCUGUUUGCUUUUUCCUUGUCUUCCGGGUAACAUCGGACCCAUUCAAACGCAAACAGAAUGAAAUGCCUUUAAAAUUUUUUAGUUAUCGACGACAUUCAGCGAUACAUGGCAAUGCAUUGAUGGGUUGUCUGUUCUGAGAGUGUCUCCGUGUUGUCAGAUCACGCGCGUCUGAUUUCAAACUACCACCGACCUUUGUGGGUAGGAGAUCGUCGGGGGUAAAAUAAAAAUGUGCGGGCAGGUAUAGUAGGUAUAGUAUAUUAUAGCAACUGGGAGUGCAGGGAGUGUUGAUAUGGGUAAAAAUCUGUGAUUUUUAGAUAGAUAGCAGAGGUUUGACAGGGCCUAAAAAAGUCGACGGGAGAUGCAAUCAAUGUCAGUUGUGGAGCGAAAUACCCUUGUUUUGCAUCUGCCGUCCACUAGCGUAUUGUUUGUUAGUUUGGACAACCAGAAGACCCGCGUAAGUUCGACGUUUUCCAAAACACCCCGUAUAAAUAUAACCAAGGCAAAACAUAUUUUAUGAUUUCUUACCCUUUAACUUGACAAGACAGGUCUGAACUUUAGCCAUACUCGCGUGCGAUAGUUCUUUUUUGAUUCAGCCAUCCUGUAUGUAUUUAUAAUUUAUAGCUCAGCCGUUCAGUAUAAAACAAAGAUAUGUUUAUUAAUCAUUAUCCGUAUUGAUAACGAGAGUUUUCAACAUGAAACGAGCGUUGACAUGUGCUAGUCAUAGGGGUAAUUUAUUAGGAUUUUUUGUUGGUACUGUUGUCUUGUUGUUUGGUGUUCUGUGACGCGAUAAACGUCGUUACGUAUUUCUGAAUCGCGCGUUUACUGCUUAAUUUGAGGUUAGGUAUGUUCGACUACACCCACGAAGAUGGGUUUCUUACAUUUUCUCGCGUGCAGUACAUAGUCUUCUGCAACGCCAAUGUCUUUCAUAUUCUUCCGAAGACAAAAAAUAAUAAAUAUUGCGCAUAUAGGGUAUUUUUUUAAACGGGCUAGGCGAAUUUGAUAUCGACAAUAGUUUCGUUUUGUUGACUAAUUUUUAAGGAUAACGAUCAAAGCUCUAUUCCAUUAUUGUUAGUAUUAGAUAUAUAUCGGCUAGUUUUUUUAUUUGUUUUUACCGUUUUUGUUAUCCAGUUUGAAAAAAAAUUGACCCAAUCAUAUAUUAUAACUUUAUUUUCCCAAAAUAAAGAUUUUUAUCAUUU
Messenger RNA from Cylas formicarius (sweet potato weevil), 2947 nucleotides. It is a transcript of the gene Taz, whose product is annotated as tafazzin. The transcript has 5 exons. The record is from RefSeq and is a predicted model, not a curated record. Gene Ontology annotation, molecular function: 1-acylglycerophosphocholine O-acyltransferase activity. Lineage: Eukaryota; Metazoa; Arthropoda; Insecta; Coleoptera; Brentidae. Bases 284 to 1180 code for a protein of 298 amino acids. Gene Ontology annotation, cellular component: mitochondrial membrane. Gene Ontology annotation, biological process: inner mitochondrial membrane organization; cardiolipin acyl-chain remodeling.